Ostreococcus lucimarinus CCE9901 is the source of this 1287-nucleotide messenger RNA. RefSeq lists its product with no specific name. The record is from RefSeq and is a predicted model, not a curated record. Bases 1 to 1287 code for a protein of 428 amino acids. The transcript has a single exon. Lineage: Eukaryota; Viridiplantae; Chlorophyta; Mamiellophyceae; Mamiellales; Bathycoccaceae.
AUGCGCCGCGCGCUGGACGACGACGAUGAUCUCGGAGGCGCGCGUCGACGACGCGACGGCGCGCGAGCGCGCGCGGGGGCGCGAACGAGCGCGGCGAAGGCGGAUGGGGACGGUUGCGCCGCGCGCGGUGCGUCGGCGGCGGCGCGCGAGGAGAACGGCGGCGCGGCGGCGCCGGGCGAGGGCGAGGGCGCGGGAGGGGCGAUGCGCGUCGCGCGCGAGUGGGUCGGGGGUGAUGGCGCGAAGGCGCGCGCGAGGGGCGUGGGGAGCGGGGGCGCGGCGAGGCGGGCGGCGCGCGGGCUAAAUAUAGCGACGACGACCGCGGUCGGGAUGUACGUGUAUUGGAUACUCAUGGGGACGGUGGCUUGGAUCUCGCACUUGGGCGAACGCGCGCCGUGGUUGAGGUUCGCGCUACCGGCGGAAGGAUAUCCGGGAAACGCGCCGUCGAGCGCGGGGGCGCUCGGAUUCGUCGCGAGAAACGUGCCGCUGAGUCUCAUCUUUGUCGUGCCGCAUUCAGUGUUUUUGCCGAGUCGAUUGCGGAAGAUUUUCGGAAAACAUGGGCGUUUGAUGUAUAAUUUCGUGUCUGCGGCGACGUUGCACUUCUUCUUGUUGAAUUUUACGCCGUUGAAGACGCCGGUGGUGAUGACGAUUCCAUUCAACACGAAUUUUCACAACGCGCUCUCGAUUGGAUGUCUCGCUUACGCGUCGUAUGCGUUCCUCAGCUCACCCGCAACGUUAGGUUUAUUAGGUGUGAGCUCGGCGCUCGAGCUUCGCGACAGUAAAUACUCCAAUCCAGCGGCUGGCAUGGACGCCAUCACGUGGAUGGGCGUGACGACGUGGCGGCUCGGCGGCGCCUCCGCCUUUGUAUUGUUCACCGGUCUAUCCAUCAUCCCGCGCGAGCUCACGUUGGGUGACUGCAUCACGAGAUGUGUUGCUGCGGUGUAUUUACGUCAGCGCUCGCGAUCGUUCCGCGAGUGGGUGGAAAAGAUCGAGGGCGUCCACCUCUUGACGUGGAUUUUACGAGGCACGCUCUUGUCCUUCGCGUGUCACGGCGCCUUGCAAGGCGGUGGAAACGUUCGCACAGUGGGAUGGAUUUUAUUCGGCGCCGCGAGUUUAGCGGGAAUUCUGCGUCUCGCCGAGUCAGAGAGUCCGAACGCUAAGAAGAAACCCAUUUCUCGCGCCGCGUCCUUUGACGUCGCCGAAGCCGCGCCCGCGGCGCUCGACGACGUCGCCCGAGUCAAUCGCCCGGAGCGCUGGCACGCGUGGAACCCGCACGCUCGCAUGACGUGA